AGGCCGGGCCCGGGGGGCUCCGAGAAGGAUCGGGGGAAGGGGGCAGCCCCCGGCCCCCCGGGCCGCGCCGCCAGCGCUGCCGGGCCCGGCCGGCCCGGGGCGGGAUGGAGGUAACGGUGGGAGGGGGCGGCAGGGCCCUUGUGACAGCCCUUUCUCUCCCCAGCUCCUGGAUUUUCCUACCUCCUCCGGUAAAUAAAUAAGAAACUUACAUCGCGCCCGGCGUCGGCGGAGGCCGGAAGGAGCCGGAGGCCGUCCCCGUGCCCACCUGGAGCGCAGGUGUGAGGAUGGGCCUGGCCGCGAUGCCCAGCCAGGCUGCCCUCGGGAGCGGCAGUGGGAGGCAGUGGAGCUGGCCUCGGCAGCGGGAGAGGCUGGACUUCCCGUGUCUCUGUGCUGAAUGGCUGCGAUGGCGCCCGCUCUCACUGACGCAGCAGCCGAAGCUCACCACAUCCGAUUCAAGCUGGCUCCCCCGUCCUCCACCUUGUCACCUGGCACUGCCGAGAGCAACGGCAACGCCAGCAACAUCCUCCUGGCUGCCAACGGCACCAAAAGGAAAGCCAUUGCUCCGGAGGAUCCCAGUCUAGAUUUCCGAAACAACCCUACGAAGGAAGAGCUGGGCAAGCUGCAGCCGCUAGUGGCCUCUUAUCUCUGCUCGGAUGUAACAUCUGUCUCUUCAAAAGAGCCUCUGAAGCUGCAAGGAGUCUUCAACAAGCAGACAGUCCUUAAAUCUCACUCUCUCUUAUCUCAGUCCUUUUUGAAAACAAGUGAUCUGUUGGGGAGGCAACCAGUGUUGGAAUUCACUUUGGAGAAUCUAAAAACAAUGAGUACUAGUAGCCAGCCACCUCUCCCACAAGCGCCUGUGAAUGGCUUGGCCAAGAAACUGGCCAAAAGUACCAAUUCAGACCAUGAAAACUCUAGUUCUCUGAAUGGUGGGAAGUGUGCUCCUCCUUCUGCUGCCCUCCAGACUGUUGACUAUAAUACAGGAGGUUCCGAACUGGGGGACUUGAAGACCGGGUUGACCAAUUGCACUCUUCCACAUAGAAGCCUUGAUGCAGAGCACGCAACUCCCUUUAGCAAUAACAGCACUGCAAAUAAAUCUUCCCUUAAUUCCGCAGAGCAGCAGUGGGUGCUCGAGGGCAGCAGUGGGGAGCCGCGGGUGCCCGGUGGCGCGAGUCGCUCCGACUUCGGGAGCAGUAAGCUGGAGGAGCAGAAACCUUCUGUGCUGGCCGGUCACCAGAGCGCUCUGGACUCCGAGAUGAGGACGAGGGCCCUGCUGCGGCGGCAGGCAGACAUCGAGAGCCGAGCCCGGCGGCUGCAGAAGCGCUUGCAGGUGGUGCAGGCGAAGCAGGUGGAGAGACACAUCCAGCAGCAGCUGGGCGGCUUCUUGGAGAAAACGCUGAGCAAGCUUCCAGCUUUGGACCCCCUGAGGCAUCGGAGCCAGUUGAUGCUGACCAGAAAAGCCGAAGCAGCCUUGAGGAAAGCUGCGAGCGAGACAGUUACUUCAGAAGGCCUGAGCAACUUCCUGAAGAGUGAUUCGAUAUCAGAGGAACUGGAGAGAUUCACAGCCAGUGGCAUGGCCAACCUGCGCUCCAGCGAGCGCGCCUUCGACUCGGAUGUCACGGACAGCAGCUCGGGGGGAGAGUCGGAUGUUGAGGAAGAGGAACUGACCAAAGCAGACCCAGAACAACCCCACGUACCACUGAGGCGCAGGGCAGAGUGGAGGUGGGCAGCGGACCGUGCCGCCAUCGUCAGCCGCUGGAACUGGCUCCAAGCCCACGUCUCGGACCUGGAGUACCGGAUCCGGCAGCAGACGGACAUCUACAAGCAGAUCAGAGCCAACAAGGGGCUGAUUGUUCUCGGGGAGGCGUCGCCCCCUGAGCCUGCAGUAGAUGAUCCAUCCCGUCCUGUUCGAGCUGAGGUGAAGCUGGAGCCUGGGGCUGAGCGGCUGAGUGUGUCUGGAUCUCAGCCCCUAGAAAACGUGGGUAUUUCUGCUGCAAAUACUCCUGAAUCCCAUCCCACCAAGCCCUGUGGAGCACCCAGACCCGUCAAUGGAGUUAUUAACACUCUGCAGCCUGGCCUGGCAGAACACGCUCAGGGAGAGGGCCAGGAGGCCGAGGAGCUCCUGCACAAGAGGCAGCGCCUGUCCCUGCUCCCCGCGGACGGGACGUGCGUGGCCGCUCGCACCCGCCCCGUCCUCAGCUGCAAGAAGCGGCGGCUCGUCCGACCCAGCACCAUCAUGCCCCUUUCCAAAAAGGCGCUCCGUGCCAGCCUGGCGCGCCCCAGCUGCGACGUCAACCCCUCGUGUGCCCUGUGCGGCGCCCGCAGCUCCACCGCGCUGGAGAUCCAGUACGAUGCCCCUCUGCUGGAGCGCCUGUCCCAGCUGGACUCCUGCAUCCAUCCUGUCCUGUCAUUCCCAGACGAUGUGCCCACGAGCCUGCACUUCCAGAGCAUGUUGAAAUCCCAGUGGCAGAACAAACCCUACGAGAAAACUAAACCUCCCAAAAAGCUGUCUCUGAAGCACAGAGCCCCCGUGCCCCCCAGCCUGGCUGACCCCGCGCGCAAGGACCGCCACAAGCUGGUCAACUCCUUCUUCACCGCGGCCAAGCGCUCCCAUCAAAAAGCCCAAGCAGACAAGGCACACAGGCCGCCUUUAGACGAUUUUUCGGCCGUGGCCAAGGCCGAGAGAGCGCCAGAGCGCUCUGCCCAGCCUCCUGCCUUUGACAAAAAGCGAUUGCGAGACUGCUCAUCUGAGAGGAGUGAAGUGUUGAAGCAUCACACGGACGUCGGUGGCCCGAGCUACCUGUCAGCAGCUGUGACCCCCACCCCUCACAGCCCCAUAGCUCGGCAGCUCUCCACCUCCUCCGAGGGCUCAGCUCCUGCCAGCUCCUCUUCCCAGGGCACCUCUGGCACUGCUCAGCCGAGGAGGAGGAGGGGCGAGAGCUCCUUUGACAUAAACAACAUCGUCAUCCCCAUGUCCGUGGCUGCCACGACCCGCGUGGAGAAGCUGCAGUACAAGGAGAUCCUCACCCCCAGCUGGCGUGAAGUUGAUAUCAGUGCUCUGAAAGCCAACCCUGAGGAGGACAACGAGGAGGUUGAGGACUUGUCAGAUUCAGCCUUUGCUGCUCGGCACGGGAAGUGUGAGGAGAUGGAGCGAGCGCGGUGGCUGUGGAGCACGAGCGUCCCCCCGCAGCGCCGGGGCAGCAGGUCCUACAGAUCAACAGACGGACGGACGACCCCCCAGCUGGGGAACCCCUCGACUCCCCAGCCAGCAUCCCCUGAGGUGGGCAACUACCACUCCCACCUGGAGCUGUCCCACACCCACUCACCACGCAGCCCCAUCAGCCCCGAACUGCUCUGUGCCCCCCUGACGCCCCUGUCCCGGGACUCUCUGCGGCUCCUGUCCAGCGAGGACACGCGUUGCUCCACGCCCGAGGCCGGCCCGGACGAGCAGGCCGUGCAGCCCUGGGAGCGCCGCACCUUCCCGCUCUCCUACGACCCCCGGACGGAGUGCGAGGAGCAGCCCGACGCCCAGGACCGGCUGUCGCGCUGCACCCGCCGCACGUCGGGCAGCAAAUCCUCCCGGGAAUGCGAUGGCACUUCGGCUUCGCCCGGCCUGGCCAGCCUCAAGAGCCGAAACCCGCUGGCCCCCCCUUCCUCCUCCUCUUCCUCCUCUUCCUCCUCCUCUUCCUCCUCCUCCUCCUCCUCCUGCUCCGCAGUCCUGCGGCCAGCGCACAGAUAGAGACACACGGGGAGACAUGAGCAAACCAACACACAGAACUAACUCUUGGCAUUAAAGCUUCCAAAAUCUGCGUUUGAUAUUCAAACAUCCUGCCGGGAAUUUUCACAGUUUUUAGUGAAUUUAAGGAGUUUAGAAACUGUUUUUUGUUUUCUUUUUUUUUUUUUUUCUUUGUUUUCUUUUUUUUUCUUUUUUCUUUUUUUUUUUCCUUCUCCGUGUUUCCUCGUCACAUGAAUGACCCCCAGAUUCCUCCCAGUGGAGUGAAGCCUCGGGAGGGGAGCAGCCCACCAGACCCCCUCCCCUCUCCUCCCUCCUUUAGGUGUAUAAAACUAGAGCACAGGAUUUAGCUGACUAGCAGAUUUCGGGGAUAGUUUUUCCCAACAAAAGGGUGUCGUUUUCUCUUAACCCACUCCCCCCACCCUGAAAGGUUUUAGUGGAGUGAAAUUAGUGGUGAAAAGUGAUGUCUUGGGAUUGCAACCUUCACUGUCUGGCUGUCCUCACCUGCAGAGUGCCCACCUGCACUUCCACCCUCCUGGAUUUUCCUGCCCCAGGUUGUAGUUCCAGGUAUCCCAAGGGGGUUUCUGUUCCUCCCUGAUCCUCCCUCUGCCCCUGGGGACACCUUCCCCUUCCUUCUCCCCUGGUUUGGAGCAGUGGCUGUGGCCGUUCCCAGCAGGGGGAAAGGAGGGAUCUCGUGGUGCUGCACAGGGGUGGGAGUUGGAAGCAGCUCGUGCACUCCCGCUGCGUUUGGAGGGCAGGGAGGGGAAGAGCCGGCGAUGCUCGGAGCAGGAGCAGAAUUCCCGGGGCCCUCGGAUGCCCUUGGGGUGAGGCUGUGCAGCUGGAACGGGGCUGAGGCCGGUGCUGGAGCUGUGCCCUCGCUGGGGGCUCGGGGAGGCGCCGGCCGGGGUCCCGCAGGUGGGUUUGUGCCAGACAAGGGGGAUCAGAGAGGGAAGGAUGGAGGCAGGAGGCGGCUCCUGGGGGAUCGGGCUCAUCCCGAACCCACCUGGGGUCACCACAGCUUCGCUCCACUCCCGCACCGUCCCAGCACCGGGGGCGGUUCCGUUUCGUUUCCGGGCGCUGGCGGCGCCCGCUCCUGACAGGUUUUGAGUUUGUUCCUCCCCGUCCCCUCCCGCCCGGUUCCGCACCCGCAGAGAUCCCGGACCCCACACGCCGUCCCCACCCGUAACGCUUCCUGGUCCUGACGGUGUGGCUCCUGGGCCUGUCCUGUUGCUAGCAUUGUGCCUGUCUUAUGUAUAAUCACAUCACCAAAAAAAAAACGGAAAAAAAAAAUACAAAGGACUUUUUUUUUUUUCCAUUUUGUAAUCGUAAAGAAAUAGUCGCUGAACUGCUUCAUGGUCGGGGUUUUCACAAUUUUCAACAUGAUCUCGUGGUUUUGGUUCUGUUCUAGUUUAAGGGAUCCGUCAUUGUUUCUUUAAAACAAAAACCCAACAAACAGCGCUACCAUAUCCCUCUGCAGAAGUGCUUUUCUAUUUAUAAGGUUGAAAAUUCUGAAUAACCCUUUUAGCAUUAUAAAAACCACACAAAAAAAAAACCCACCUUGUAUUUUGUAAAUAUUUUCUUUUCCUGCUUUGAGCUGUGUAAUGUCCUUGUUAUAUAGAAAUGCUUUUCUUCCGAGAAGCUGAUCUUUGUUAAUGUCUUGAUUCUGUUGG
This is a messenger RNA of Poecile atricapillus (Black-capped chickadee), 5400 nucleotides long. RefSeq names its product KAT8 regulatory NSL complex subunit 1 (gene KANSL1). NCBI's taxonomy places the organism in Eukaryota, Metazoa, Chordata, Aves, Passeriformes, Paridae. The record is from RefSeq and is a predicted model, not a curated record. Gene Ontology annotation, cellular component: NSL complex. Bases 395 to 3736 code for a protein of 1113 amino acids. The transcript has 15 exons. Gene Ontology annotation, molecular function: histone acetyltransferase binding.